This is a messenger RNA of Chinchilla lanigera (long-tailed chinchilla), 6726 nucleotides long. It is a transcript of the gene Psme4, whose product is annotated as proteasome activator subunit 4. Gene Ontology annotation, molecular function: peptidase activator activity; proteasome binding. Gene Ontology annotation, cellular component: spermatoproteasome complex; cytosol; nucleus. The record is from RefSeq and is a predicted model, not a curated record. NCBI's taxonomy places the organism in Eukaryota, Metazoa, Chordata, Mammalia, Rodentia, Chinchillidae. Gene Ontology annotation, biological process: proteasomal ubiquitin-independent protein catabolic process.
AUAUAUUCGACUUUAUGGGAGAAAAUUUAGCAAAGAAGAUCAUGUUCUUUUCAUUAAGUUACUGUAUGAGUUGGUGUCAAUUCCAAAGCUGGAAAUCAGCAUGAUGCAGGGGUUUGCCCGUCUCCUGAUCAACUUGUUAAAGAAAAAGGAACUUCUUUCAAGAGAUGACUUGGAGUUACCUUGGAGACCACUUUAUGACAUGGUGGAAAGAAUACUCUAUUCCAAGACAGAGCACCUGGGACUAAAUUGGUUUCCCAAUUCUGUAGAAAAUGUUCUCAAAACACUCGUGAAAAGCUGCCGACCAUACUUUCCAGCAGAUGCAACAGCAGAAAUGUUAGAAGAAUGGCGGCCUUUAAUGUGCCCUUUUGAUGUAACAAUGCAAAAGGCCAUCACUUAUUUUGAAAUAUUUCUUCCUACCUCCCUUCCUCCAGAACUUCAUCAUAAAGGGUUUAAACUUUGGUUUGAUGAACUAAUUGGCCUUUGGGUUUCAGUGCAAAACCUCCCCCAAUGGGAGGGGCAACUAGUAAAUCUCUUUGCUCGAUUGGCUACGGAUAACAUAGGGUACAUUGAUUGGGAUCCGUAUGUACCGAAGAUAUUUACAAGAAUUUUGAGAAGUCUGAACCUCCCAGUGGGAAGCAGUCAAGUAUUAGUCCCGAGAUUUCUCACGAAUGCCUAUGACAUAGGGCACGCUGUAAUAUGGGUCACCGCCAUGAUGGGUGGACCCAGUAAGCUAGUGCAGAAACAUUUAUCCGGUUUGUUUAACAGCAUCACGUCGUUUUACCACCCUUCGAAUAAUGGGCGCUGGCUGAGCAAGUUAAUGAAACUACUUCAGAGGCUGCCAAACAGUGUUGUUAGAAGAUUGCAUCGUGAGAGAUACAAGAAGCCCUCCUGGUUAACUCCUGUGCCUGAUAGCCAUAAGCUCACUGACGAGGAUGUUACAGACUUUGUCCGAUGCAUCCUUCAGCCUGUCCUCUUGGCUAUGUUUAGCAAAACUGGUAGUCUAGAAGCGGCCCAGGCUCUGCAGAAUCUUGCACUCAUGAGGCCUGAGUUAGUAAUACCCCCUGUACUUGAAAGAACAUAUCCAGCGCUAGAGACAUUAACAGAACCUCACCAGCUCACGGCUACUCUGAGCUGUGUAAUUGGAGUCGCCCGAAGUCUGGUAUCAGGAGGCAGGUGGUUUCCUGAAGGUCCAACACACAUGCUACCUCUGCUGAUGAGAGCAUUGCCUGGGGUGGAUCCAAAUGACUUUAGUAAAUGCAUGAUCACAUUCCAGUUUAUAGCAACAUUUUCUACUCUGGUGCCUUUAGUAGAUUGUUCAUCUGUACUACAAGAAAGAGAUGACCUCACUGAAGUGGAGCGAGAGCUUUGUUCAGCCACAGCUGAAUUUGAGGAUUUCGUCUUACAGUUUAUGGACAGAUGCUUUGGACUUAUAGAAAGUAGCACGUUAGAGCAAACAAGAGAAGAGACGGAAACUGAGAAGAUGACUCACCUGGAGAGUCUGGUGGAGCUGGGUCUGUCCUCUACAUUUAGUACAAUCCUUACACAGUGUUCCAGAGAGAUAUUUAUGGUGGCCCUUCAGAAAGUUUUUAAUUUUUCUAUUUCACAUAUAUUUGAAACAAGAGUAGCAGGCCGCAUGGUAGCAGAUAUGUGUCGUGCUGCUGUAAAGUGCUGCCCAGAGGAGUCGCUGAAGCUGUUUGUCCCGCACUGCUGCAGUGUUAUAACCCAGCUUACAACGAAUGAGGAUGUACUGAAUGAUGAGGAACUAGACAAGGAGUUACUGUGGAGCCUUCAGCUUUUGUCUGAGAUUACUCGAGUGGAUGGGAAGAAGUUGCUUCUUUAUAGGGAGCAGCUUGUAAAGAUUCUCCAAAGAACCCUACAUCUAACCUGUAAGCAGGGUUACACUCUGUCUUGUAACCUUUUGCAUCAUCUUCUUCGUUCUACUACACUUAUCUACCCUACAGAGUACUGCAGUGUGCCAGGUGGCUUUGAUAAGCCUCCUUCUGAAUACUUUCCUAUCAAGGCAAGCAUUUUAAAUAAUUUAGGAUUGAAGAAUGUACUGGGUUCUUUUUCUAAGGGAUUCAAAGUAUUUGGGUUCUGGUUGACUGACAUUGACUAUAGACUGCAGUACAUUGAAUUGAGAGUCCUUGGUAACGUUGUCUUCUAUCUGUGCAGAGAUGAUGUUCUGCAGAGUCUGACUAUAGUGCACAACUGUUUAAUCGGCUCAGGGAACCUCCUGCCUCCACUGAAAGGAGAGCCAGUCACUAACUUGGUACCAAGCAUGGUGUCCUUGGAGGAGACAAAGUUGUAUACCGGCCUUGAAUAUGAUCUAUCCAGAGAGAAUCACCGGGAAGCAAUUGCUAGGGUCAUAAGGAAACUUCUUAACCACAUACUUGAUAAUUCAGAGGAUGAUACAAAGUCAUUGUUUCUUAUCAUAAAGAUUAUUGGAGACCUUUUGCAAUUCCAAGGAUCUCACAAGCAUGAAUUUGACUCCCGAUGGAAAAGUUUUAAUUUAGUGAAGAAAUCAAUGGAAAAUCGGCUCCAUGGGAAAAAGCAGCACAUCAGAGCACUGCUGAUCGACAGGGUGAUGCUGCAGCACGAGCUGCGAACACUGACUGUUGAGGGUUGUGAGUACAAAAAGAUACAUCAGGAUAUGAUCAGAGAUCUUCUUCGAUUGUCUACAAGUUCGUACAGUCAGGUCAGAAAUAAGGCACAGCAAACAUUUUUUGCAGCCUUGGGAGCAUAUAACUUCUGUUGCCGAGAUAUUAUUCCCCUGGUUUUGGAAUUCUUACAGCCUGGUAGACAAGGUGUCACACAACAGCAGUUCAAGGGCGCCUUGUAUUGUCUUCUUGGAAAUCACAGCGGCGUGUGCUUGGCAAACCUUCAUGACUGGGACUGUAUUGUACAGACGUGGCCAGCGAUUGUUUCUUCAGGGCUUAGCCAAGCAAUGUCGCUAGAAAAGCCAUCCAUAGUGAGACUGUUUGAUGAUCUUGCAGAAAAGAUUCACAGGCAAUAUGAAACAAUUGGUCUGGACUUCAUGAUUCCGGAAUCAUGUGUUGCAAUAGCAGAACUACUUCAACAGUCAAAAAAUCCUUCUACCAACCAAACACUGCCUAGCCCAGAAAAAAUUAAAGGAGGAUUUCAGCGCCAACAAGAAAGGAAUGCUGAUGCCCUGAGGAACUAUGAAACUUUGGUGAAUGCGUUGCUGGAUGGUGUGGAGCAGAGAGACCUGCCCUGGAAGUUUGAGCAUAUAGGAAUUGGUCUUCUGUCUCUGCUCUUGAGAGACGACCGAGUGUUGCCUCUUCGAGCCGUACGUUUUUUUGUGGAGAAUCUCAACCAUGAUGCAAUUGUAGUUCGAAAGAUGGCUAUCUCAGCUGUUGCUGGUAUUCUCAAACAGCUAAAAAGAACCCACAAAAAGUUGACCAUUGACCCUUAUGAAAUCAGUGGAUACCCUAAACCCACCCAAAUUCUUGCUGGUGAUAGGCCUGAUAAUCACUGGUUGCAUUAUGAUAGCAAAACUGUACCAAGAACUAAAAAAGAAUGGGAGACAAGUUGCUUUGUUGAGAAAACUCACUGGGGAUACUACACCUGGCCAAAGAAUAUGGUGGUUUAUGCUGGUGUGGAAGAGCAGCCUGAGCUUGGCAGAAGCAGGGAGGAUAUGACGGAGGCAGAACAGAUUAUAUUUGAUCAUUUUUCUGAUCCUAAAUUUGUUGAACAGUUAAUUACUUUUCUAUCUUUAGAAGACAGAAAAGGAAAAGAUAAGUUUAAUCCCCGGCGUUUUUGCCUCUUUAAGGGACUAUUUAGAAAUUUUGAUGAUGCCUUUCUGCCAAUUCUGAAGCCCCAUUUAGAACGUUUGGUUGCAGAUUCUCAUGAAAGUACCCAGCGGUGUGUUGCAGAAAUUAUAGCUGGCUUAAUCAGAGGUUCAAAGCAUUGGACCUUUGAAAAGGUGGAAAAACUUUGGGAGCUUCUGUGCCCUCUGCUUAGAACGGCCUUGUGCAACAUCACGGUGGAGACCUACAACGACUGGGGCACGUGUAUAGCCACGUCCUGUGAAAGCAGAGAUCCUCGGAAACUUCAUUGGCUUUUUGAGCUGCUAUUAGAAUCACCAUUGAGUGGCGAAGGAGGAUCCUUUGUAGAUGCAUGCCGCCUCUAUGUGCUGCAGGGGGGACUUGCUCAGCAGGAGUGGAGAGUGCCCGAGCUACUGCACAGACUGCUGAAGUACCUGGAGCCCAAACUGACCCAGGUUUACAAAAACGUCAGGGAGAGGAUAGGCAGUGUGCUGACCUACAUAUUCAUGAUAGAUGUUUCUUUGCCAAAUACUGCGCCAACAACAUCCCCUUGCAUCCCUGAGUUUACUGCUCGUCUCCUAGAGAGAUUAAAGCCCCUCAUGGAUGCGGAGGAGGAAAUCCAGAACCACGUUAUGGAAGAAAACGGAGUUGGUGAAGAAGAUGAACGAACGCAGGGCAUCAAACUCUUAAAGACCAUACUGAAGUGGCUGAUGGCAAGUGCAGGAAGGUCCUUCUCCGCAGCAGUCACGGAACAGCUUCAACUCCUGCCUUUGCUCUUCAAGAUCGCACCAGUGGAAAACGACAACAGCUAUGAUGAACUGAAAAGAGACGCAAAGUUGUGCUUAUCACUGAUGUCUCAGGGCUUGCUCUAUCCUCAUCAAGUGCCUUUAGUCCUUAAGGUGCUGCACCAAACAGCAAGAAGCAGUUCUUGGCAUGCGAGGUACACAGUGCUGACCUACCUCCAGACCAUGGUGUUCUACAACCUUUUUAUCUUCCUGAACAAUGAGGAUGCAGUUAGAGACAUCAGGUGGCUCGUUAUAAGCCUUUUGGAGGAUGAACAACUAGAGGUUCGAGAGAUGGCGGCCACCACCUUAAGUGGCCUCUUGCAGUGUGACUUUCUUACCAUGGACAGUCCUAUGCAGAUUCACUUUGAGCAGCUUUGCAAAACAAAGCUACCUAAGAAAAGAAAGAGAGACCCCGGCUCCGUCGGAGACACCAUUCCUUCUGCAGAGUUGGUGAAACGCCACGCCGGGGUGCUUGGCCUGGGCGCGUGUGUGCUCUCCAGCCCCUACGACGUUCCCACCUGGAUGCCGCAGCUCCUCAUGAACCUCAGCGCACAUCUGAAUGACCCCCAGCCUAUCGAGAUGACUGUAAAAAAGACGUUGUCCAAUUUCCGAAGGACACACCAUGACAACUGGCAGGAGCACAAACAGCAGUUCACAGACGACCAGCUGCUUGUCCUCACGGACCUUCUCGUGUCACCAUGCUAUUACGCAUAGGAGGAUGGCGGGUCCUCAGUCGUGGCUCUUCGCGUCACAGAUCCCAGCUCCUCAGGUACCAUCUGCGGCGGCUCUGCAGGUGUUCGAACUCUGCCCCUUCGGAGCUCUCAUCGAUUCGGUGGCUUCUGCGUUCGGUCUCACUGGUCGCGUUCCACAGGUUCUCAGCUGCCAUUUGAUUUCUGAACUUCCAGAAGUGUGUCCAGAAUAUUGAUCACUUUUUCUUUGAAGCAUCUGACAAAGUCUCAGAGUAGAAAUAAAUUUCCCAGUACGAUCAUGCCAUCCAAGACCAGCAAAAGUCUAGGAAGUCAUUAAGAAACAGUUUUCUUAGAGUGGAGAAAUCCCACCCGCCAUACAGGUCCUGUCAUUUCAUCCAUCUCAGAUUACUUUGAUUUCUUCCCAAAUGACUGUUGGGUUUAGAUGGUGGAAGGGCAGCGGGCCGCAAACCUGAAGGCUGGAGAGCUGUGAAGAGGAGGGAAGGGAGGAGGCCGGCCUCGGAUCUGCCCAGCAACCGGGGACGCCCGGCCGCUCCCGCAGGGGCGUCUGUGCCCUGCUGACCGGGGCUUCUGGUGCUGAAGAGAGCCAGCUGCUGAAGAACCGGGGUUUGGUGAAUUAAUUUUUGAUUGUUGUGUGUGUAUACAACUUGUGAUUUAUUUGAGAAUAAAUGAUAACAACAAACACCCUGACUGAUUGGUUUUUACCCGUAUUCUUUACAGAAUUGUUGUUAAAUGUUACACUUCACCAAAAGGAAAAACUGUAUCUGUGGAAAUUCUGUAAUUUUUUUCUUUUUCUUUGUUUUUUUCUUUUUCAAAUUUUUGCCUGCAGAAUCGUUGAGAAACUACUAAGGCUUGGUAUUUAAUUGACUUGUUUAAUAUGUUACAUAGAUGUAAAAGAUUGUAUAAACUGUAGAAGUAGCAAUGGCAAGACUUUGUACAGAUGCAGCGCCUUACACAGCACCACUGUGUAAUUAAUUUGUAAAGAUUCAUCUGUAGCUCUUUACUAUAGUGAUCUGGGGCUUUUACACCCAUUGAAUGCCAUUUUUGUGUUUUUAAAUUAUUUUCUUUAUCAUUUCAUGUUAUAAAAGCUAAAACGUGGGAUUUUUUAGUUCCUCUAUCAUUAGUGUCCGAAUUUCUGUGCGAGUUUGUGUGUGCAUCGCUGACCGCUAGCACGUUCGCCCGUGACAGGUCCGUAGAGUGCCAGGUCAUCUGCUAGAGGAAUAACGUACGAGUCGGCAGGUACCGUCCCACGGCAGGCCCUGUGCGUCUCCCCUGCAGGAGCACUGGUGACCUAGCGUCUGCUGCGGGCGGCCUGUCCAGGCACGGCAGCGGGCCCGGCGGCGUUUGAGUGUCGGCACACGCAGGCGAAUCCCUGUAUAGAGUAGUGCCAAAAUGAUUCUUUCAAUUGUGUAACUGGUUUAAAACUCAAUAAAGGGAUUGUUUUUAACA